UGCCCGCAGUGAGCUGGCAUGGGUGCUGGGGAAGCUGGCAGACCAACAGGGUUGCUGCAGAUCCUGAGACUGUCUCAGCCUUUGGCCAUCCUGUCCUAAUGUGCUCUGUAGACCUUGCUCAACACAAAAAUUACUGCAUCAGUGCAAAGGAACAUGGCUCUCCACAGUGUGAAUACCACUGCAGGCAGUAUCUUUCCUCUUCAGCUGCAGUUCUUCAGUGCACAGGCUCUUCAGCUGUUUUUCCAGGGCCUAUGAAAGGUGUCUGAGAGUCAUGUCCUUGAGAGAGUCAUGGAGGUUCUCAAGUGAUUUGAAGAGUACUUGUCCUCUAGUAGUAGGUAAGGUGUUGGAUCAUAGAGACUUUCAGUCUGUAUAAGGAAUAGUUUUUUGGUGUAACAUAAGGAAAUGGGGCAUCAAAUGAUGGUGUCAUCAAUAGAAACUUGACAACUCAAGUUUUCUUUUACUUUUUCUGGUGCAGACAGGUUUAUUUCAGUCUGGUUGUGUUAUGACUACAUAUUAUGAAUUCAGGCACUUCCUGCAAACAUCCUAGAAAUACAGAAAGAUUUAGGGAAUUGAGACCAGUGGAUACCUACAUAAAAUUAUUGGGGUACUGGAUAAAAUUGUGGUAAUUGCCUGCAAGAAUUUUAUCUAGGAGACAUUCCCGAAUAUGUGCACUGUCAUUUGCAGUGGUUGUGUUCCAGUUAUGCAAACUAUUCCUGAGAGAGCAUUCUGGAGAUGUGGUCCCUUUAUCUCCUUGUACUGAGUCUGGCUGAGUGUCAUAACCUACUUACCUGCAUCCUCUACUUCUGCCUGGAUAAAUGCGUGCCAGCUUUGCCUUGACCCAGUUAGUACAACGAUGUUAGCAGUUGUAUACCAGAACUGAUAAAAGCUGAAAAACGCAGGAAGAUGUAAAUAACAGAGGCCAGGAUAUCUUCAAGAUAUCGAGAUGACAGUGCUUUAAUUCACAGAGCAGUCCCUGACUCCUCGUUCCAGCAGGUUUUUGUUAUGUAACUGCCACCCACAAGCAAAGACGAAAUGAUCCUCACAGGUAUAAUUUUGCAGUCUUCUUGACCUCAGCAGUGUUAGGCUGAUUACCUUCUGGUAAUGGCGUGCUGGGAUUCUCAGUGAUUUAUAAAAUGAAACCAUUGUAUUUGUUCAAAUGUAUACAAACAGAUCAGAGUGUAUAAAUAUUUGGGAUCUGUGAAUUUUCAGCAAAAGUUGUCCACCCCUGUGCAUGUCUAUCAGUUGUUCAGAAGUUGCUCAGGCUCACCCACAGAGUAUGUUACUGGGGGAAAAAAGAAAAAAAAAAAGUGGAGUACAGGAGGCUGGAUUUGAAGAAAUGCUGUUUUAUUUCAGUUCCUUUUGCUCUUUUAAAAUACUUUCUGGAAGCUUUGCAUUGUGAUUGUGUUUUAUCACUUCAUAGAUGUCCAGGUAUCCUGAUUGCCAACAAAAUGAAGCUUUUACUGAAAGUAUUUAUUUACUGAUAUCCUCCAAUCAGAAAGAUUUACAUAACUAGUUGAAUUACAUGCUAAAAAGAUAAACAGUAAGUUUACAAACCAGAUGAUUUAACCCCUUAAAUGUUUUGGACUCUUUUUGUGUAAGAAGUGAAAUAUUUUAUAAAGAAUGCAGAGAGACAGGUUCUUAUUUUAUAGCUUUAAAAAAAAAAAACAAACAAUGGUGGCUAUGUAAGAAAGCAUUAAAUGUAGCACUGAUUAUUUCUGGCGGGUUUUGAUUCUUUGUGAGAUCUGGUUGGUUUGUUUUUUAAAAGAAAGGAACACUUGUAGUUACUGGAAUUGCUCACUGCUCAUCCUUGUCUGACAUUUCACCUGCUUUGUGUGCUGGCUUUUUAGAGAAUGGGAAGUAAAACAGUUUUUCUGCUUUCUCAAGACCAGUUUUAUGUCAGAAUUGAUAAGUAAUUAAUGAAAACCGAGUGGCAUUAUCCUUGCUUCCUCUGUUCUUUGUUUCUGCAGCCCAGGCUCUGUAGUUAUAAAGCACCAAAGACUUUUCCGCUCAACAUGGAGAACAAGUAAAAUGUUUAUUUAUUUUUCUUUGAGAAAUCUGCACUUAACCAAAGGUAUCUUGAAAGUGUGUAAGAGCUCAUUCUUUAAGAUGAGAGGCCAACCUACCGUCUUUCUCAUUCCUAAUCCUCCUCAGUAAUCCUAAUCCAUUUCAGACCUGUAACCUUUCUUAAGCAUCACAUGGGAGAACAUUCUUAAGGCUGCUCAGAACAACUGUGCAGUAAAUAAAUCGAAGGAUCUGCACUCCCUGCAGAACAGCACAUGUGUUUUAUUCUGCAGCUCUUGAAGGCAAUGGCAGUUUCUUCUGCAUGCCUAAGAGAACAACUUAUUUAAUUAUUCAGAUAUCUGAAUCUGUAAUCAGGUAAAUCAGAGACUAUUGAUCACUUUGUUACUGAACGGCGAUUAUAUAAGCAGAAGAAAAAAAAAGUGGAGAGCAAGCUUCUUUUGUGUGUAUUUUAGUAAGUCCUUAAGCUAGCAACUGGUGGCAAGGUAAGUUGUAUUUUUCUUUUCUCUGUAACAGUGCUUUUUGUUCAGAAGUAGUUACUCGGCACCCAUAGUUUGAGAUGAAAUGUCCUUUUACAUGUCAGGGUGUAUAAAUCUAUGGUUGGGACUUUCUAAGUUCUCCUUUUUGGCAUUGCUGUAACUGUACACGUGCAGAGUUCAGCACAUAUAUAAAAUAAAUCAAGUUUCACCAUCAUGUUUCCAGCUACGAGCAGUGCUGAGUCUGAUGUACACGUGGGACAUGAGUAUUUAAUCUAGGAGGGAAAGGAAGGAUCAUCACUUUCUCUAGUGCUAGUGAGCAUUUUAUUCUUGUGAAAAUUAUUUGACUUUAUUUAUUUAUUUCGUUGGUGGCUUUUAAGUGUCAUGUUGAUAAAUUUUGUUUCACUCUCACAUCUCUCUUUCACUGUUUUCUUCCUAGUAAACUCUCAGUGAGCACAUUUUGUUUUCUUGUUGCCUUCCAGAUUCUAUUCACCUCUUCCCUCAGUCAUCCAAAUGUCUGUAAAAUGUAGUAGUGGGAACUCAGUUGUGAUAUGAAAAAUGUGUGGUCUUAGGAAAUGUGCUGCUUUGAUGUUAGCUCCAUGUGCUGGAGCAGCCUGUUGCUCCUUACGAGGAGGCUUUUGAUUCACGGGGAUGGAGCCCCAAAUUCUGCACAGAUCUGUAAUCUGGACAAGCUCAGUGAUGUUACAGUGCAUAGAAUUUGAUUCAAAAUGAUGCCACUUGCAUUGAUUUUGAAAUGAUUAAAUUAAUACUUGAAAAAAAUCCACUUUUAGGGUUUUGUCGUUGGUGUUUUGGACUGGUAGUUUGUUCACGUGUUUUGUUCGUGGGUUUUUUUUUUCUUUAAUUGAGACACAUGGAUUUAUGCAAGUUUUCCUUUAUUUGCUUUUUUGUGUUAUUAUAUCAUAGGGUAGCAUUAAGCAAGUCAGCAGCUUGUGUUGCAAAAUCAAAUAUAUUAUGCCAUGGCUUGGGAAAUGCAUGUGGAGUACAGCUGUUAGAUAGUUCCCCUGCCUUUCCAGUGCUAACUCAGGUGAAGUGGAAACAUGCAUCUCCUGUUUGCAUCUGAUCUUUUGCUGUUCUGUUAGUUGUGCAGCUUUUUAGUCCAUGCAUUUUUUAAUGUUUCAGUUCUGGUGUAACUGCAUACGUGAGGGCUCACACCUGUUUUACUUAGCAUGCGAUUGUUAGAGGAUGCUCUAUGCAGCACUGCAUCCCAGGGGAAAGUCACAAGCUAAGGCAAAUGAAUGUAUUGCAGCUUCUCAAAAGAAGUGCAGGAAGCGUAUUUCAGAAGACUUCUGAAUGCACCAGAGAAAACCACAGCAUCUCUGCAGGAGGGGAACAAUGGCAAGAACAAGACAAGGAAUAGGGAGCUAGCUGUUUCACAUAUGCAUCAUUUUAUCUCAAAUACAUAUGCAGUCUACAUUUGAGGCAGUGCCACUGUCAUUGGGUAUUUCAGCCUGCAUUUUAUGGGUCACCUUUUCUUUGAAACAGUUUUAGGUAUAGGAAGGACAUAUUUCACUGUGGGGUGGGUGAGGAAGGAUCACAGGUGCUGAGCAGUUGGUUUGACUUCGUUUCUUCCUCACUCCUCUCAGCCCUGAAGCAGGUUUCAUUUCUUUGGAUUCUCUGAUUUAUUGCAUUGCACUCCUUUGCUCAGGCUGGGGCCUUCAGAAGAAUCUGAGACAACAAAGUCAAAAAGUUGCUGGCUGCAGGAAUUGCUUGGGAGAGACCUUUUAAACAAAUAAGAGAACUAGGUAGGAGCACUCUGCAGGCGCUCCUGAUACUCGAUCAUCCCUCUGUUUGGAUGGCCAGAACUUAUCCUUAAAGUAGGACUGUGCAAUAGCAAAUGGUUGAGUUGGUUGUCUUGUUUCGCUGGAACAGGAGGAAAUAAGGAAGAGUUUUAUUUUGUGUCUCUAAAAGUGAUCUCAAAUCCAAGGCCAUAUUUUAUCAAAACAGAUAUGUGGUACCACUGAACGCAUUGUAGGUACAUACUUAAAAUGUGUUCUUCGUUGUUUUUGUUUUAAACUUAUCUGGCAGUGUUCUAGCUCCUGAAAAAGGAAUUUUUCUUAUGCUGGUAUUUUUAAAGGUAUCUUUAAAGCAUCCACCUUCCUUUGAGGCUGGCAGUGUCAGGUUCCUGAGAUACAGCUGGGCACACAGGUUGUGUCAUCCUGAUCUGUGGAGGAACAGUUGGCCGCACUAGCCGUGUUUCAGGGCUUUUUCUUGAAGCUAGCCUGAAUCUGCUCCUGUGAGCUAAUUGCUCCCAUUUAGUAGGCAGAGCAUGUCCUCUGGUGUCAUUUCAUCUAAAAGGAACCUGUGCUGGGCUGUUUCAGAUCGCCGUGCCGCAUAUACCAGAAUGCAGUGAGUAGAGAUGGUUGGAGAUGUCUCUAGAGUGAAUCAUUCAUAUUAGAGCUGUUAGUGGAUAUAGCUCAUAAUUGUUGAAAUCUUCAGAUGUGUCUCUUUGGGAAGGCAUUUUUGUUUGAACAUCCAUACAGGAAUUCUAAGUCUACACAUAGGAAUUCCGAGCUUGAAAAUCUAUUUUUCCUGAAGUGGGAUGUGUCCUACAGGAGGUGACAAGGAAUGGCCUUAAUUGCUAGAGCUUUGGAUUUUUUUGUGUGCGCAAUUGUCCGCUUAAGUAGUUAAUAGUCUGAAAAGCUUCAGAGUAACUGCAUUAUGGAAUGUAAAUACUGUAAAGCACCAGAUGUAUUUGGGCAUAAUUUGCAGUGAUUUCAGGCCACUUAUGGCACUGAUAUUAAAUAAUAGAGUAAAAGUAGAGUGAGUGAUAUUUUGUUAGCAACAUUGUGAAGUAUUCUCCUGUUGCAUCAUCUGUACAGCAUGAAGUUGUGCAGUUCCGCAUUCUGGGCAGGACAGAAAACUUCAUUGUUUUAUCCAUCUAGAAACUUUCUGCGCUGACAUUUAGUUCAGUAUGGAUCAUCUCCCUGAGCAAGGAGUGCACAUGUACCUUACACAACACCGGAUGUGUCCCUUCAAUUAGCAUUUCUGCCCAUCUGUAGCUAUUUUGAGAGGUAGAAAGAGAGCGACUAGGCAAAAGGGCUGCAGGAAGUGAGAAAAGAAGGGAUUCUCCCUUCUCUAAUGGGAAGAAGUGCCUCUGCAGUCCUACAGUUCUGGCCCUUCAGAAGACUUUGAGAUGUGGUCUCCUGCUAGUACCAGACCUAGCAUUGAUUAAGGUAAUUUUUUCCUUCCUUUUCUUUCUUGGCUUUCUCCCCUGUACCCAGUUCUGGUACCCAGUUCUUUCCAGAAAGAAAACAAAAAACACCACAACUUUAAAAUUCUUUGUGAUACAGCCAGGAACUGCUUUAAGAAGUUACACAUGGAGUUUUAUUUUUUCUACCUUCCCCUCCUCCCAGAGGAAAUGUCUGACAGUGGAAGGCACCCUGAUUGUCCUCAGAGUGAGAGGUUUCAGAAUUUUGACCUAUUCUUGAAACAGGAUCCUUUUGCUCUGAACAAAGCAAGCGGAGAGGUUAGCACAAGUCUGGCUGUUCUGUCCCUUGAUGCUGGCCAGGACCUGAGUAGUUGAUGGCAUCGUACGCCCCCGCACUCAAGCAGAUCCAUGAGGUGAAGAAAAGCAGUGUUUAUUUAACAAAGCUGAUUAUUUUCUUAUGAUAGCUAAUUGUUAUUUUAGACUUAUCUCCCCUCAUGCUGUGGAACUGCAAAUAGAUUUAAAUACCAUAUGUGUGUUCAUCCCUCAUAACGAGAGUUAUCCUUCACAGAAGUAUUUAUGCAUGAAUCUUUGCAGAUGCUGAAGUGUUGCCAAAUCAACUUAAUUACCUUGAUGCUUCCAGAUCAGUAUAAAAAAAUAUUUUUUCUAUUGUUCUGCUGUACAAAUGCCUCCAAUAUGCAGUUAUGGAGUAUUUUAGCACUUUUUGCCUUAACCAGCUGCUUUAGCUGUGCAUGCGUGAGGGAAGAGGUAUCAUUAGGAUUCAGAGCUCAAUCAUGCUUAUUUUCUGGUAGCAUUUGAAAUGGAGGUUCACAUCAAAGACAAACAUAUUGCUAAGAGUUUAGAAACCUAAAAUUAAACACGUGGAACAUUGUGUGAAUACACAAAUGCUUGAUUUAUCCAUCGACUGGACAAUUACAGUAACUAGAUAUGUAACACAUGAAAAGUGCCAGAAUUGCUCCUAUUCAUACAGCUGACUUGAAAUUUGAAACAGUAAGACAGGAAUCCUCAUGUCAGAUGGUCUAAAAGACAAUCGAGUAGCUGGAAACACGUGUUAGCAGAAAAGGUACUUGGGUACAAGACAGGACAUCCGCUUCUUGAUCUUAAUAAGUGUUAAUAUAUUUAAUUAUAGACUCAGCACUGUGGGACAUGUUGCAGCAGUUUGGAUUCUGAUCAAAUGCUUUCCUGCAUUUCUUGUGUGGUUUUGGUGAUACUGAGCCAGACUGUGGCAUUCUAGGAGUACCAGUUGGAAAACAUGGGAUCUGGUAGUUCUGUACAUGCCAACUACAAGUACUCUCUACAGAAGUCUGAAAAUGCUUUCAAGGCAGCUGUUCUAAUCCAAAGGUGGUAUCGGCGCUAUGUUGCUCGCCUGGAAAUGCGCCGACGGUGCACUUGGACAAUCUUUCAAUCCAUUGAGUAUGCCUGUGAGCAGGAUCAGAUCAAGCUUCACAACUUCUUCAGUUACCUCAUGGACAACUUCACACCAAGCAGCAGUAAAGAAAGGGAUUUUAUCAGUCGCAUGUUCAUAAGUGGAGAAAGCUUCAAAGAAGCAGAGCUGGAGAAGUACUGUGACUAUGAAUCCCUGGAGGUGCCAGACUCCUACACUGGACCCCGUCUCUCUUUCCCACUCCUUCCUGACCAUGCGACUGCCUUGCUGGAAGCUUUCAAACAAAAACAACAGCUCCACGCUCGCUAUGUCUUAAACCUUCUACAUGAGACCAGGAAGCACCUCAAGCAAUUGCCAAACAUCAGUCAUGUCUCCACCUGCUAUAGUGAGGAGGUCACUGUGUGUGGAGACUUGCAUGGCCAGCUGGAUGACUUGUUCCUCAUAUUUUAUAAGAAUGGCCUUCCUUCUCCUUCCAAGUCCUAUGUGUUCAAUGGGGACUUUGUAGAUAGGGGCAAACAGUCCCUUGAGAUCCUCAUCAUCCUCUUUACCUUCCUCUUGAUAUAUCCAAAAGAGGUUCAUCUCAAUCGUGGGAACCAUGAAGACCACAUGGUCAACUUACGGUAUGGGUUCCUCGUGGGGCUGAUGACAAUGUCAAGGGUAUCAUUGCAAAAUCUUACUUAACUCUGUUCCUGUAGGUAUGGUUUCACCAAGGAAGUCAUGCAGAAAUACAAGUUGCAUGGGAAGAAAAUCUUGAAGAUGAUUCAGAAUGUCUUCUGCUGGCUACCUCUGGCCACCUUGAUUGAUCAGAAAGUCCUUGUUAUACAUGGGGGUGUCUCUGAUACUACUGAUCUGGACAUGCUUGAGAAAAUCCAAAGGAACAAAUUUAUUUCUGUAUUGAGAGGCAAGAAAAGAAAAGAGUCAAACAGAAAUGUGGAAAUAAAGGAAAUAAAUGGGGAGAGCCAAGCAGAGCCUGAUUCUGCAGGGAAUGAGAUAACGUCCAGCUUACCCUCACAGCCCCGACCAACCCAGGCUCCCAGCAUGACCAACAGGGUGGAGUUCUCCAGGUGGGUCCGGCAGACAGUGCAGGAACAAAUCGAGUGGUGCCGCAAGUUGGUGGACAUCAGCGAUUCGGAGGAGGAGGAGCUCACUUGCUCCAGUUUGGUCUCCUUAACAGAUUUGGAUGGGCCGUGCUGGACUCGGCAAGAGGAGUGGAAGCAGAUUUUAGACAUUCUCUGGAGUGACCCCAUGCCUCAGGAGGGCUGCAGAGAAAAUACGGUGCGAGGUGGUGGCUGCUACUUUGGGCCUGAUGUGACGGGCAAGAUCCUUGAGAAGUACAACCUGCAGUUCCUCAUCCGCUCCCAUGAGUGCAAGCAAGAGGGCUAUGAGUUCUGUCACAACCGGAAGGUACUGACCAUCUUUUCAGCCUCAAACUAUUAUGAGAUUGGCAGCAACAGGGGAGCCUAUGUGAAGCUGGGGCCAGACCUGGUGCCCCAUUUUGUUCAGUACCAAGCAAACAAGACAGCUCACACUCUCACCAUGACCCAAAGAAUCAGCAGAGUAGAGGAGUCAGCCUUCCGAGCCCUGCGGGAAAAGCUGUUUGCUCACACCUCUGCCCUCAUCAGUGCAUUCAAGCUGUACGAUAAAGACAAUACAGGAAAGAUCACGCUGAGCAACUGGGCAACGGCAGUGGAGUCAGUCUUGCACCUGGGAUUGCCGUGGCGGAUGUUGAGACCACAGUUGGUGCGCAGCACAGCAGAUGGCAUGCUGGAGUACAAGUCCUGGCUUGAUGAUUUGGCCAUGGAGCAGAGGAGCCAAGAGCACAUCCAGUCGAGCUUGCUGGAAGUUAUCUAUCGAAACAGAUCCAACCUGGAGACCAUAUUCAGGAUCAUAGACAGAGAUCAUUCAGGUCUCAUCUCAUUUGAGGAGUUCCACCAAACCUGGAAGCUGUUCAGCUCCCACAUGAACAUUGAACUCACAGACGAUGGCAUCAAUGACUUAGUUCGCAGCAUUGAUUUCAAUAAAGAUGGAAACAUUGACUUCAACGAGUUCCUAGAAGCUUUCCGCCUUGUCAAACAGUCCCAGUAGUGAGAACCCAGGGCAGGUCAUCACAUCCAAUGCCUUGUCUGCAAAGCCAGAAGGACUGCUUCCAACCUAACUGCAGAGCAUGCCCGCAGCUACAAACCAGAGAACAGGAAGGCAGGUUCCUGGUGCUCUUCACUGAAGACAGGAACCACCCAGCCAACAGCUGUGAUCCAUUUGGGGAAGGUAAUGAUAAAAUAGAUAAGUUAUACCACAAUUAUGACUGCAUUUUAAAAGGAACUGUGUUAUAAAUAGAAAACUCUGCUCAAGGGGAGAUGCGAGUUAGUUUCUCUCAUCAAUGCAGGUCAUGAAAUUUUAAAAGUCUAUUCACAUUAAGUAAAAUUAAAGUAAAGGUAGUUAUUGGAGGCGCUGCUUUACUAGGUAGCAAUUGCUAGAGCACAGUCUUCCUUAAUAAUAAACUUUUCUAGAUGCCUUGUUCUGGGCUGUUCAUCAUGCCUUCUCUAGAUUUUCAGUUCUACUAAAAACAGUACUAUUUCUGUGACAACAUCUAUUUCUCCCAUUGUUCCUUUGCUUCAGUAAGAUAUAUCUACUAAAAAUAUGCAGUGGAGCAACACAUAGAAAAAAUAAACUACCAUCAUCUCAUAUGUACAAAACAGUCUCUCCCCCAGGGCUCUUAAAUCUGCCGAGGAUACCCUUUUGAUACUAACUACUCCCCAGCUAAAGCAAUGCUGCUGUAUGCUUGAGGUCGUUCAAUUUUGAAGCAUGAUGCAACUACAGCUUAAAAAGCAGUGGGGGAGCACUUAAAUUUUUAAAUAAAGUGCAAAGAAAACACAAACUCUCUUUCUCUCAUAUCUGCAGCAGAAUCAUUCUAGCAGGGGUGCUAUGGCCUUUGUAAUCAACUUCUUGGGCUAAUGAACAAAAUUCUGUCUCUAAGAUGAGUUGUAAAUGUGCUGUACAACCUUCUCCUUCAGGGAAUUAUGUAUUUUUCAGUUAUUUUCUGUGGCUUGAGGCAACUUGAGGACAGAAAAGGUGCUUCUCCAGUGCCUCUAGUACCACUCUGCAGUACUUGGUAGUAGGUAGGAUCUAAGGGGUGCAACCUUGUAUUUCAGUUUGGGGACUGAAGCUGUUAAAGAGUGCUGUGGCAUCAAACUGAAUAGCUUGUUACAUGC
Phasianus colchicus (ring-necked pheasant) is the source of this 10275-nucleotide messenger RNA. The record is from RefSeq and is a predicted model, not a curated record. Lineage: Eukaryota; Metazoa; Chordata; Aves; Galliformes; Phasianidae.